Choloepus didactylus (southern two-toed sloth) is the source of this 5680-nucleotide messenger RNA. RefSeq names its product TBC1 domain family member 8B (gene TBC1D8B). Gene Ontology annotation, molecular function: calcium ion binding. The record is from RefSeq and is a predicted model, not a curated record. The transcript is spliced from 21 exons. Lineage: Eukaryota; Metazoa; Chordata; Mammalia; Pilosa; Megalonychidae. Bases 132 to 3512 code for a protein of 1126 amino acids.
GAGAACGUGAACCCGAACCGCUGCUGCCUGAGGAAGAUCAGGUGGGAGAAGUAGAGGGGAAGAGACGGGUGGAGGGUGUGGUGAGGAGGGCAUCUAGGUCGCUGCUCCCGGGCAGCACAAAGUUCUCCACGAUGUGGCUGACGCCUGAGGAAGUGCUUCUGAAAAAUGCGCUGAAGCUGUGGCUGAUGGAAAGGUCCAACGACUACUUCGUCCUGCAACGGCGACGCGGCUACGGGGAGGAAGGCGGAGGGGGACUCACAGGGCUUCUGGUUGGGACUCUCGAUUCAGUCUUAGACUCGACUGCUAAAGUAGCUCCAUUUCGUAUCCUCCACCAGACACCAGAUUCUCAAGUUUACUGGUCAAUUGCAUGUGGAGCCAACAGAGAAGAAAUAACCAAGCAUUGGGAUUGGUUGGAACAAAAUAUCAUGAAGACUUUAACUGUGUUUGAUUCAAAUGAAGAUAUUACUAAUUUUGUUCAAGGAAAGAUAAGAGGAUUAAUUGCUGAAGAGGGAAAACACUCUUUUGCAAAAGAAGAUGAUCCUGAGAAGUUUCGAGAAGCCCUUUUAAAAUUUGAAAAAUGUUUUGGUUUACCGGAGCAGGAGAAGUUAGUGACCUAUUACUCGUGCAGUUAUUGGAAAGGAAGGGUUCCUUGUCAGGGUUGGCUGUAUCUUAGCACCAACUUUCUGAGCUUCUAUUCUUUUUUACUGGGAUCAGAAAUCAAACUCAUUAUCUCCUGGGAUGAAGUCUCAAAACUUGAAAAGACUUCAAAUGUCAUACUUACGGAGAGUAUUCAUUUGUGUUCUCAAGGAGAAAAUCACUACUUUUCAAUGUUUUUGCACAUUAACCAAACAUACCUUCUUAUGGAACAGCUGGCAAACUAUGCUAUAAGGAGACUUUUUGAUAAGGAAACAUUUGAUAAUGACCCAUUCCUUGAUGAUCCUCUACAAAUCACCAAAAGAGGUCUGGAAAAUCGAGCACACAGUGAGCAAUUUAAUGCUUUUUUUAGGCUGCCCAAAGAAGAGACUUUGAAAGAAGUACAUGAAUGUCUCUUAUGGAUACCAUUCAGCCACUUUAAUACUCAUGGAAAAAUGUGCAUUUCAGAAAACUAUAUCUGCUUUGCUAGCCAAGAUGGCAGUCUAUGUAGUGUAAUCAUUCCAUUACGAGAGGUCUUAGGUAUAGAAAAGACAAAUGAUUCCAGCAAGUCAGUCAUCAUUAGCAUCAAAGGAAAAACAGCUUUUCGCUUCAGUGAAGUUAAAGACUUUGAGCAACUGGUGGGAAAAUUCAAGUUCAAGUGCGGAGCAGCUUCAACUCAACAUUAUGAUAUUAGCACAGAGGUUGCUAUUGGUUUUGAUUCUACAGGCCCAUCAGAUAAUUUGGAGGCACGAUCUGUGACAUGUCAGAAAGAAUGCAGUAAAACUGUGAACACUGAAGCCUUAAUGAGGGUAUUUCACCCUCAGAAUUUGGAGACUCUUAAUUCUAAAAUGUUGAAAGAAAAGAUGAAGGAACAGUCAUGGAACAUACUGUUUGCAGAAUGUGGACGUGGUGUUAGCAUGUUUCGAACCAAAAGGACUCAAGACCUGGUUGUAAGAGGGAUUCCAGAGACCUUAAGAGGAGAGCUUUGGAUGCUUUUUUCAGGUGCUGUUAAUGACAUGGCUACUAAUCCUGGCUAUUAUGCAGAAGUGGUUGAGCAGUCCUUAGGGACUUGCAACUUGGCUACUGAAGAAAUUGAACGUGAUUUGCGUCGCUCUCUUCCUGAACACCCAGCCUUUCAGAGUGACACUGGCAUAUCUGCACUGAGGCGAGUACUCACUGCAUAUGCAUUCAGGAAUCCCAAAAUUGGAUACUGCCAGGCAAUGAACAUUUUGACUUCAGUGUUGCUUCUGUAUGCAAAAGAGGAAGAAGCUUUUUGGCUUCUGGUUGCUGUAUGUGAACGAAUGUUGCCUGAUUAUUUUAAUCGUCGAAUCAUUGGUGCCUUGGUGGAUCAGGCAGUCUUUGAAGAACUUAUUAGAGAUCACCUUCCUCAGCUCACAGAACACAUGACUGAUAUGACAUUCUUUUCCUCAGUUUCUCUCUCAUGGUUCCUCACACUUUUUAUUAGUGUGCUGCCUAUUGAAAGUGCGGUUAAUGUGGUGGACUGUUUCUUCUAUGAUGGAAUAAAGGCUAUUUUACAACUAGGAUUGGCAAUACUUGACUAUAAUUUAGACAAAUUGCUGGCAUGUAAAGAUGAUGCUGAAGCCAUGACGGCUUUAAACAGGUUCUUUGACAAUGUCACUAAUAAGGAUAGCCCAUUGCCUUCAAGUGUUCAACAGGGUUCAAAUGUGCAUGAUGAAAAAAGCAGUCAUAUUAGCGUGGAUAUUACAGAUUUGAUUAGAGAGUCAAAUGAGAAAUAUGGUAAUAUUCGCUAUGAAGAUAUACACAGCAUGCGUUGUGGAAAUAGGUUGUAUGUGAUACAGACCCUAGAGGGAACGACAAAGCAGAAUGUGUUACGUGUCGUAUCACAAGAUGUGAAGUUGAGGCUUCAUGAAUUGGAUGAACUUUACGUCAUCUUUAAGAAAGAGCUGUUUUUUUCUUAUUAUUGGUGUUCAAAUUAUCCGGUAUUGAAGCACCAUGACCCCAGUCUACCAUAUUUGGAACAGUAUCAGAUUGACUGCCAACAGUUCAGAGUGUUGUAUCACUUGUUGAGUCCCUGGGCUCAUUCUGCAAAUAGAGACUCUCUAGCUUUAUGGACAUUCAGAUUGUUGGAUGAAAACUCUGACUGCCUUAUAAACUUCAAAGAAUUCUCCUCUGCAAUUGACAUAAUGUACAAUGGGAGUUUUACUGAGAAGCUUAAGCUGCUUUUUAAGCUGCAUAUUCCUCCAGGUUAUCUGUUUUCAGCUUAUAUCGAUGUGAAAUCUCAGGACCCUUCAAAAGGAGAUGAACUUUCAAAGGAAGAAUUACUCCAUUUCAGUCAGCUCCAUGUUUCCAUGCCUGCAAAUGAGAAGGAAGCAAAAUCAGUAAGAAACAUUCCUGAAAAAGGCAAAGGAAAAGUUGAUAUUCAAGCAUAUCUAAGUCAAUGGCAGGAUGAGCUUUUCAAAAAAGAAGAAAACAUUAAGGAUUUACCAAGAAUGAAUCAGUCACAAUUUAGUCAGUUUUCAAAAACCCUAUAUAACUUAUUUCAUGGAGACCCUGAAGAAGAGUCAUUAUAUCAAGCCAUUGCUGUUGUAACCAGCCUUUUGCUCAGGAUGGAAGAAGUUGGAAGGAAACUACAUAGCCCUGUAUCAUCAGCCAAAGGAUGCUCUAGUACUGUCUGUGCUUCUGGAGGACCCAGUACAGUGAAAACAGAGAGCCACUUGGAGGAAAAAGAUCCCUCCUCUCUCAAAAAGGAACCUCAGUGGUCAUUUGCAUUUGAACAGAUUCUUGCAUCUUUGUUGAAUGAACCAGCAUUGGUGAGGUUUUUUGAGAAACCCAUAGAUGUAAAAGCCAAGGUGGAAAACGCAAAAACCUCUCAGUUGAGGUCUAGAACCAGGAUGUAAAUCUCUUAACAGGAAUUGCCUGUCAUACACAAGUUUACCUUUACUUUGUUACCGGUGUGUUUGAAGGAGAGAGAGAGAGAGAGAGAGAGAGAGAGAGAGAGAGAGAGAGAGAGAGAGAGAGAGAGAGAGAGAGAGAGAGAAAGGGAGAGAGAAAGGGAGAGAGAGAGAUUGAUUCUGAAGCACAAUGAUUUUUUUCCUUUGUAGUGAUGUCCAAUUUUGAUAUUCUCAAAAUAUGAAUGCACUUUUUGUAUUUUACAAGAUACGCAUUAUCAAGGGAGAAUGCUAAAUGUUACCACCAGAGGGCACUACCAUAUCACUUUUAAUAAGAAAAUUACUAGCUUGUGCUGCUAUUUACAUAUAAAUUCCUGAUGAUUUUGAAAAGAUGUUGUGUUAGAGUAUUAGUGAUGCUGAUACAUCAUAUCAAUAAACCCUGCCUUCCAAAUUGCCUCAGUCCUAUGAGAAUGCUUUAGAGAACUGGGCUCUUAGCUCAAUAGCCUUAAAUAUCUGGAAGGUUACCACGUGGAGGUCUAACUGAAAAAUUAACUUUUUAAAGUUAAUCUCAUUCAGUCUUCUAAUAAUAGAUUUUAUUAGUUAAUUUCUGUAAUCUCCCUGCCUGAGGGGUUCAGAAGCUUCUAACUUCUACUUAUAUCUCUGUAACUGAUGAAAAAAAAAUCAAGAACUAUAAACUUUGGGCUGAUAUACGGAAAAACAAUAUUGGAUUUGGAUUUAAGCUGCAUAAAGCCAGCCUUAUCAGAAGAGUUAAGAAACAGUUCAGUCAAGUGUAUGGAGUCUCUCAGGCUGAGAAAUUACUUGGGAUUCUUCUGAACACUGCUCUUUGUGACAUUUGUUUCUAGCUUUCAAGUUUGGGUUUUCACCUCUCUUGUUUUAAGUUACGUUAGAUAGUAAAGAAUAGUUAUACUGAGACUGAAUUAAUCAGUCUGGCAAGUUUAUGAAGUAUACUUGUAUGUGAUGAUUGUCAAGGUAAUGUAUAGAAUUGCCAGCAUCUAUUUUAAAAGUUUUGACUGUCUCAUUUAGAUGCGUAACUGCUAUUUACUUUAUGCUGCUUAUAUUUCAGUCAUUACAAUGGAAGUCCAUUUAGAGGUAAUGGACUUUGUUAGCACUUUAAAAAAAACAAUAAGCAAACUAUACCUGUCCUAUCUUUUCUGCUAUCUCUGGCAAGAACAACUUGACAUAGGAAAUUGGGGGGAAGCUCUUCAUUUGAGCUAUCUUUCUUCAAAAGACUUUGGUUUUAAGUUCUGAGACUUUCCUAGAUGUGAAACAAUGAAAAGGCAAACGUUCUUCAGAGUGACCCAAGAAGUCUCCCUCCCAAGAGUCCACUGUGAACAAGGCCUCACUCAGAGGGCUUAAUAACCAUAGAAUAUAUUCUUUUCAGAAAGUUUCAAGAAUCUUUGAGUUGACCUUUUGAAAAUUUCGUAAAUCAGCCUUUGCCAAACACUUUACUAGUGUCUUUAAAAUGAUUUGGUCUACCUUGUAUUUUCCAGGAAAUUACCACUAAUAGAGAUAGUUGGUGUAUAAACAUCUACGCCUUUUCUCAGAAAUAAUUUGCUGAAAUGAAACAUGUCUAAAUUUUAGAGCUUAGUUAAUAUUUCAUAUGAAAACUGUCACACUGAAAUCUUGAUCUGCAAUAAUUGGCAAAUGCAGUGAUUGAUAAAUUAUGCUACGAUAGCUCCUGGAAGACCCAAGGCUCUAUGUUUAUAUAUGAAGGCACUAUUGUACAUACUUCGUUGAGUAUUUUAUCAAUUAUAUUUCCAAAAAGAAGAUAAUUUCUUAAGAGCAUAUGUUAAUAUUUGAUAUGAUUAUAAAGUCAGAAUACUGAAAAUUAGUAAAUAUUGUAUUUAAGCCUAGAUUUAAAUUUAUAACUUAAAGUUUAUUAGUUACAAAAAGAUUAUAAAUGCAAGAUUAAAAGACAAAUUUAUUUUCUGAAUCUGCAGGAGAAACAGGCUGAACAUAUAGUUUUAUAGCUGCUGCAUUGAUAAGCAAAAUGGGUUGUUCUUAAUAUUAAAAAUCUUAUGUAGUUGUGUCCAACUGAACCUCUGCAUUACGUGUUACACGUUAAAUUAAAUACAUGAUAUGGUGGCUUUACUUAUCUUUAUACAAAUAAAUAUAUAAAUUUGUUAAAUUAAAUGUGAAACAUUGUUUAAUUAAAG